Phaedon cochleariae (mustard beetle) is the source of this 988-nucleotide messenger RNA. Lineage: Eukaryota; Metazoa; Arthropoda; Insecta; Coleoptera; Chrysomelidae. The record is from the annotation of a GenBank genome assembly.
GUUUUUGUUUUUUGUUAUCUAUCAAAGAUGUAGAUGAACUUAAAAUACGCAAAUAAAUUGUGAAUGUGAAUUAUGGUAUCAAAGAUUUGAUAAUUUGGUGAUGAGAAAAAGAGUAACUUGGAGUUUUUAUUCGAGCCAUUGAAGAGCUACAAAACUUAAUUUGAACUUAAAAAUCAUUCAUAGUAGGAACCUACUAUCCUGGUAUAAAAUUUAGACAUAUUUGAAUAUGGAAUCAAGAGAGACUUCAGAGUUACAGCAACUAGUUUCUAGUGAUGCUGAAAAUGAAGAUAGCAUUCCUCAAGAUGAACAAGAAGGAAAAAACAUGUCACCUAUCAAGAGCAGUAAAAUGAUUUCUUCCUCAGGAAACACAAGCCACAGCUCUGUAGCACAUAGUGCAAGAAAAGGGCACAGUGGACUUGCAGGUGGAUCUAAAAUAUGUUUCAUAAAUGAAAGAAAACUGAGAGAAAGUAACAAGGGCAGUACUGUGAGGCCCAGAAAUGCAAAUAAAGUAGAUAAAAGUAACACAGAUAUCCGACACCAUUCUUUUAUAUCUCAAGUGCCAGAUGUGAGACAUAUGGAAAGGGCCCUCUUAGGGCUGCUUGCUGAUUUUCAUUCAGGGAAGCUGAGAGCCUUUGGUAGUGGCUGCUCUAUGGAUCAGAUGACAAGCAUUAGAGAGCAGCAAGAAAAACUUGCAAAGUUGCAUUUUGAUCUAGGAUCUGCAACAGCACCUAGCUUGAAUGAUGAUGAUAUUCAGAGAUCACAGAGUACUAUGAGUCAACUUAUACAGAGGUUGGAGCAACUCAGUGUCUCUAUAGAGAGUUUGCAUAACAGCAAUAAAUAGACUGAAUUUGGAUUGAGGGAGCAAUUUUGUGGUGAAUUUCAUAUUAUAUCCCAUUAUGUAGGCAGUUCCUUGUAUAUCCAUUUUUUUUAAUUUAAUUGUUAAUAAGAAGUGAUAGGAUAUUUGGAAAUAAAAGUCUUGGAUUUGAUU